CUCUGCUUCAAGUAUUCAAGUAAUAAGUGUAGUAACAUCAGAGAAUGUAGAUUAUAUUAUAUAUAUAUUUUACAUUCUCUGGUAACAUGAUCAAUAAUAAUCUGGAUAAUAAUUGGAGCGUGUUAUACGAGUAUACGCCAUAUUUAUGUGAUAGUAAGAUGUUGAAAUUCACAUAUUAAAAGCAUUUAAGUUAAAUCAAGAUAUUAUAUGUUAACUUUCAAAUGCAACCCUGAAUUAAGCAGUACGAAUGAGUUCAGAAAGCGUAAUGAAAAGAAAAUUUUUGUGAUAACGCCAAGUAACGUUAAUUGACUUGCAUUUGAAAUUUAUUUGAAUAGGCUAGUAAAACUCGUUUAUUACAAGUGCAACGUGUAGAAUAUCAACAUCAUAUUGCACUUAAUAGAUAACCCGCUUGAAACAAGUUGGAUUGUGUUAGCGGCAAUAGUGUUAUUUGUUUUGUCGAAGGUUAGUAAGUGCAGUUCUGCUUGUGCAUCUUGCAGUGAGCGAUAGCACAAAUGAUAUUCGGAUUUAAGUAUGACCAAUCCGAAAAUAAAAAAAUCAAAUAAAAAAUCCAGCGAAGCUAUUGUAAAUGUGCAACAUCAACAAAAUAAUGAUGAGAAUGGGCUGCUUAAUGUACUUCAUGACUCUGAUGAUGGUGUAGAAUUGAAUUUAGAUGAUUACUCUUUUGGGGCUUCGUCUAAUUCGGAGGGCUUAGGAGAAGAGGAAGAUGAAGCUAAUUCAUGCUCAUCAUUCAGCUUACAGGAAUGCAUAAAUGAGUUUCGUGCUCGGCGUAUACGGCGCUUGUCCACACAUAGCCGUGAAGUAACUCAAGUGGACGAAUUAGCGAGUGGAUUUGUAACAGAAAAAGCUGAAGCGAAAACUUUCUCUGAUCCAGUCGAAGCUGAUUUAAUAAAUCAAAACAUUUCUAACAAAGAACAUGAGCGCAAGUGUAAGCCAUGCCGUGAUGGUUUCUGUUAUUGUUUUACCAGCGAUAGCGGCGAGGGGGGUGGAAUGUGCAAUGCUGCAACAGCGAGCACACGUGCCGGACACGUGCGACAUGUAAGACGGCACAGACGUUCAGAUUGUCAAGAGCCCGGUACACUAAUGUCACGGUCGUACGCCAAUCCAGUGGACAAUAGAUAUGAUGGUCCAGUUAGCUUCAAGAUUCCAAUUGAUAAAGAGGCGCAAGCCUUGCCACAAAAAGAGCAUAAGCAGGAAAAAUCAAAACAAAACUUCACUACAGAGGCUAAUUCUAAUGCAAAUGAACUUACAGCGAUUAGUCGUUUAGAGACAAGUGCUCCAGAUGCACCAUUAAUACAUAUCAUCCAAGAGUUGCACAACAACUGUGUUAUAUCUGAGGUUCGUGUUAACAAACACAAACUGCAAGCUAGUCGACAACAAAGUCAGAGUUUAAAUACUCCCCAAAUAACCAAAUCGUCGUCAGAGAAAGUUACACGCACACAAAUGACUCGAAAUAUGUGUGAGCCUACUGCACCACCUAUAGAUAGUUGGACUGCCGCCAAUAAACCAGUUAAAAUGAAAAGAGAAACGUUUGCUGGUCCAGUUCUAGAUAAAAUAAGUGAAUUUGAUUCAAUCUCUGAUGCAUUUGAAUAUUCAACACCACUUACAAGCAGUUCAAAACAUACGGAUAGUGGACGGCGUAGACACAAAAGCGGAGGACGUUUGCUGCAAAAGCGUUUAAGCCUAUCAUCCGUGCAUUAUAGGCCACGUCGGUCACUACAGGCACCACCCAAACCGCCCCGAACUUACUUCUGUUUAGAGGAAAAGUCAACUGUGUCUUCCCUAUCCUCCACUUCGCCCUCGUUACGUGAAGCUGAGCGCAUACUAGAUGAGUUCUUGAUCAGAAAGGGUGCAAUGGUAAGAGAUGCUGAAAGACAAGUUGAAAACCGCAAUGUAAAAGUAGACAAAGCCUCUCAGGUGGAAAUGGAGAAGGUGUUGUAUGCGUCAGAUAGGAGACGAGAGCACCGAAAAUCUUGCCCAACGAGCUUGGCUAAAGCAACGUCGCGGCGAUUGCCUAUCUUACCAUCUUGUCCCUCUCUCAGCGAUCUCGAAAGGUCGGCUAUGGAUUCCACUAAGAAAUAUACUAAUUAUGAGAAAAAUAUAAAGCAAAUCGCUGAAAAACCCGUAAAAGAACUUAGCUUCGGUUGGAAAGAACCGAAGAUCACUGAAAUGCUCAAUUGUGACACUACUGCUAAGAAGCGACAAUUUAGAUCCCAAGCAGUACAGGCUGAACCACAACAAACGAUUGGUUGGCAAGUACCACCAAAGGUGGAUCUCGACACUGUUGAUGGCGUAUGCUCAAAUUUGGCUGCGAAUAUUGCCACUAAAGACACACCUGUCAAAUCACCACCCAUUUCCACGCCAAACAGGGCACGCGAAUCUCAAAAGUUUGUUUGGCGCGAACAAUGGCGUAAUCUUUCACCAUGGUGUAAUAAACAAUCCAAAGGUGGUGAUCGCACCUUAAAAAGUAACUUGAAGUCAUCAUCACGCGGUCUUUUGAAUAGUUCGAAGAAGAAAAUUCUACGUUUGGUUACGCCCAAACGUGAUAAUUUACAGCCGCGUAGGAACUAUUCAUCUCACAGUGUUGGCAUUCAAACGUCUGCAGACGAGCUGCAGCCCUAUGAACCCAGCGUUACGCCACAAUCGCCACCAGGCAGCUAUCAUUCUGCUGUUCAAACUUCAACGCAGACUACAACCCCUACCUGCUCACAGAAUACCAAUGACACCGAACCACAGAGUUUCGAUUUCUCUCGUACAGUUCGAGCGCCGCCUAAAAAAGCUCCACGAGCUGUUACACAACGUAAAUUGAAUUUCCCACUUGGUGGUUGUGCCGAAGGAAACUGCACUUCUUGUGACGGUGGCACCCUUAGUACAUCUAUGAAAACGAAAACUUAUCGUUCGUAUCACGGCGAUUUGGAUCAGGACGUGACGCUUUCCAAGUUGGGUUAUAUACUUGGGAAUAUACGUGCAAAGUUGGAGGCAAGUGAUGAACAUGCGGUGCGAACAUUUGAGGAAAUUGGAAGGCGUGAACAACGCGCUGUUGGGUUCGACUGCACGGAUGGGCACCAUCGUCGCUCGGAAGCGAGUUCAACGGUAAGACAGCGUCAAGAGAAAAGAAACAUUUACCAGCAGGAGCCAAUUUAUUCGGAAAUUGAAGAAGACAGCAUACACAUAACAGGCACACCGCAAUAUGACAAUACGACUAGUGCCAAGGAAUUGCCAGUUAAACCGGAUAUAGACGUACUAUAUGCCAGAGUUAACAAGGCUAACAAAAAGCCGAAACCUCAGUCCCCGCAAACAAAACCUAUUGCUUUGGGAAAGCUAUUACAUGAUUCUCUGCGCAAUUUAAACACUACUUCGCGGGCCAAUCAAUUGCCAACGCUACAGGAACUGUCAGCCAGCGACACUUCGUACAUGUCGCCACCACAGCCACAUGUCAGCGCUUCAGACACUUCGAUGACGCUAUCGCAUUGUCAGUCGCUCAAUAAUGUGCGCAUGCAGGAGCAUCAUUCACCACCAAAACGAGAUCGCAAUUUGAGUAAAUCGGAUCUGUCAGUGCACCGUAGUGAAAUAUUUUUAGACAAUCUUUGUCGGAGUGAACUGAUAGCGGAUCACGGAAACGGAGAGCCUACUGAAAAGAUGAAUAAUCAUGUUCUAAACAAAUCUGCCAGUUCUUUGCGUUCUGAUUCCAUGAGCCACAUAAAUACUUAUCGCCAUUUCUCAACUUCUACACCAACUCCAAAUGAUUCCAUCUCCUACGACACGCCAAAUGAUGCAGAUUUUGAUAACAUUUCUCAGGCUGCUGUUAGUCAAUUAGAUUUAAGUUUGGCUAGCGAUUCGAUGACUUCGGGUGCACAAAACACACUUAACAAGCAAUUUGCUCCCAAAUUUACGACUAAGUCACAUUUAAGCACACAGCGCUCGUCCAGCCGCAACCCUUCCAGCGACAUAGCCUUUACAUCGCCUUCAACGUGCCAGCAGCAAAGCAGUAGCUGCCCUGCAACACCAAGGAAAGCGCAAUUAGACUUGUCGGAACAACUAGCACACACCUCUAGCCUCAAAGAAAUCCAUCAAAUAACGGAAGAAGAUCAACUAAAUGUUGCAGGAGAACAACGAAAGCAUUCCACACCAAACACCAGCACUUAUGGUGACAUACCGCCAUCAACCACCCACGCGCAAAGCUGCAUCGAAACAGCUUCCAGUAGUAAUAACUUUGCACGUUAUCAACGUUUAAAGAACGCCUUGCGAAAAUCAUUUAAACGCAGCACAAAAUUUGUUAAAAAUGAGACACGACGUCUGUCCAGUUCCUUCAGUUUUCCCACGGCAAAUAUUGCUUUAUCGAAAAGCGUAAAUGCGCACAACCAAACCGAUCCACAGCUACAGAGCAGAUCUUCCACUUACGAUCUAGACACCUUGUUCUCAUUGGAUGAGCAAGCGCCAGUGGUGGAGCAAUUAGCGCAAGCCGUAACGAUAUGCCGUCAACUGCCGGAAGUGGAGAUAUCACCCGAAAUGGUUGAAGCUGAACGUUUGUUACUUUUCUCACGCCUCCGGCGCGAUGUGUGGCCACAGCGACCGCUGGCAGCGACAACGCCAGCAGCGAAGCGUGCGGCAGAACAACACACGCAUCGCUUUUACAUAGACGACAUGCGUUUGCCGGUCAAAGUGGAUGUCAAUCAGGAUUUCUUCUUCAAUUAUUUCUAUAUAGUGACUUUUGAUUGUGGCGGUGUUAUAAAAUCCACACAAUCCGCAGAGUGUCACAAUGGCCAGGCGAUAUUUAGUGAAUGUGGCAUUGAAUUUGCUAGUGGUCUGUCGGAAGAGGAUGCAGUGGUGCGCUGCAACGUUUUUAUGCUGCGUUUGCGCAAAGUGUCAACAUUGUCGCUGGAACCGAAGCGCGCCGUAGUGAAACUCCCCACCGCACGCACACCCGGCACAGCGUCCUCCUCUUCGUCUGCAGAUGAAAUCGUGUCGCGUUUUCGUUUGCACGCCAGUUUCACUUUGAACGCUCGCAAUUUUGUGCCUUACGAAUAUGUGGUAUGUGAAACGGAGAACACAAAUAAACUUUGUUUGCGCGCCAGCACUCAAAACUGCCUGUUACCGUUGACACCGCGCACCAAAUCUACAAAUCUCUGCGCGAAAAUUCAAUUAUGCGGCCGCGCUGAGAUACGUUUCCCCAAACACACCUACAGCGGUUUCUUAAACGUGCAAGACCCACAUACACUGCAUAAUUGGAAUCGCCGUUGGUGCAACUUAGACGGCUUACACUUACGCGUGUGGACGGAUGAAAAUCAAAUGGAUGACAAACUGCUUCUUACGCUGGAUAUGCGUUCAAAUGUGCAGACCAUGCCACUGCAGGCGGCAUCGCGUGAGCUUUGUGCACGCGCACGCGCAUUCUGUUUGCAGUGCGCGCUGCAAAAAGCCGGUGAAGCAGUCGAUACUGCUACAGUCUUUUUCGCCGCGGAUACGCAAGACGUGCUGGACGUGUGGUUGGCGCAGUUAAACGAAGUGCUGGCAUUUGUGCAUAAGUGGCUACAUGUGGUUGAAAAAGUUAACGAUUGAAGUGGGUCGUCUUACAUUUUGCAUCAAUUAUAUUUGUUAGUUGAUCCUUUUGCUAGAACUGCGAAUUAAUCAUUUAUUGUGGUUUUUAGCGUAGGCUUAUAAAAUUUUAGUAGCUAUAUGUAUUUCUAAGCAUAUUGAAGCCUGCUACAUGAAAAUAUAGAUUUCUAUAUAUGUA
Molecule: messenger RNA, 5749 nt
Organism: Bactrocera oleae (olive fruit fly)
Lineage: Eukaryota; Metazoa; Arthropoda; Insecta; Diptera; Tephritidae
Biological process (GO): septin ring organization; mitotic cytokinesis; actomyosin contractile ring assembly
Cellular component (GO): actomyosin contractile ring
Source: RefSeq, a predicted model, not a curated record